Eruca vesicaria subsp. sativa (arugula) is the source of this 2472-nucleotide messenger RNA. The record is from the annotation of a GenBank genome assembly. Lineage: Eukaryota; Viridiplantae; Streptophyta; Magnoliopsida; Brassicales; Brassicaceae.
GGAGGAGGGUGGGUAUCAGAGAUGAUGUCCCGACAGUAUUCCACCACCUACAUAAGCUAACAAGCAGUGAAAUCCAAAAUCUCAAUCCGUUCAGAUGGCAGCCGACGAUUCACCGGAGCUGAAAUCUCUGGAGGCGUUGAUUGGUGCUUCUCUCCCGGAGAAUAUCUCGAAGCUAUCUUCUACCUCUCAUGCACUUCCAGCGAAUAACGAUUUUCAUUUUCUCUACAAUUUCGAUAAGUUCAAGCGUCCGAUUGAUGAGAUUUCUGGGAGCUCGCAGUGUGUUCUUGAGACAAUAGGUAGCUGGGCGCACUUCUGUGGGAAAGCGAUGAGAAAUUCAGGGGAAAUUGUCGGAGAUGAUGCGUAUUACUGGCUUGUUAACCUGAACGAUGAAGUUCUCCAGAGAGUUGAUGAGGGUCUAGAUUUGUAUUUGGAAAAUGCAAAGAAGAAGGAAAUUGAUUCGAAACAUGGAAAGGCGAAGGUUUCUUUCCACAUUGCAACCAUAAAGAAGCCUCAGGAGGAGUAUAAGAUUUUGGUGAACAACACAAAUGUACCGUUUGAGCAUGUUUGGUUGGAGAAGAAGGAGAACAGUUUCGGCUUUAUUCAUCCAGUGGAGCAACUCUCAGUUAUGGACUUUAUUGAUACAAAUAUAUCAGAGAUAAAACCUGUUGAUCCCCUCCCUUUGGAAGGAACUCCAUUCAAGCUUGUUGAAGAAGUGAAUGAUCUGAAGGAUUUAGCUGCAAAAUUGUCUAAUGUUGAAGAGUUUGCUGUUGAUCUGGAGCAUAAUCAGUAUAGAUCUUUUCAAGGAUUAACAUGCUUGAUGCAAAUAUCUACCAGAACGGAGGAUUAUUUAGUUGAUACAUUCAAGCUUUGGGAUCACGUUGGCACUUAUCUCAGGGAUAUCUUCAAAGACCCUAAAAAGAAAAAGGUAAUGCAUGGAGCAGAUCGAGAUAUUAUUUGGCUUCAACGUGACUUCGGCAUAUAUGUCUGCAAUCUCUUUGACACAGGACAGGCCUCAAGGGUACUAAAGCUGGAGAGAAAGAGUCUUGAAUUUCUUCUGAAACAUUAUUGUGGAGUUGCUGCAAAUAAACAAUACCAAAAUGCAGACUGGAGAAUACGACCCCUUCCAGAUGUAAUGACAAGAUAUGCUAGAGAAGAUACACAUUAUCUGUUGUACAUUUAUGAUGUGAUGCGAAUAGAUUUGCACACAGUAGGGAAAGAAGACGAGAAACCUGACUCCCUUCUGGUAGAGGUUUACAAGCGUAGCUAUGAUGUGUGCAUGCAACUAUAUGAGAAAGAGCUGCUGACUGAGAGUUCAUAUCUUCACAUUUAUGGGGUUCAGGCAGCUAAUUUCAAUGCAGUUCAACUUGCCAUUGUUGCGGUAUUUUCUAACUUGCGCACAGCCAAGGCCAUCAUAUUAUCAUAUGGAGCUUACACAGUGGUUGCUGCCUCGCAGGGGCUUUGUGAAUGGCGAGAUAGGAUUGCACGAGCAGACGAUGAGAGCACUGGUUACGUAUUACCAAAUAGAACUCUUCUUGAAAUAGCGAAAGAGAUGCCAAUCAAUGUGGGAAAGUUGAGACGGUUGUUAAAGUCAAAGCUUCCUUACAUCGAGCGUAAUGUUGACGCGGUGAUCAGUGUCAUCAGGCGAUCAAUGCAAAAUGCAGCGGCCUUCGAGCCAGUUGUUCAAUCUUUGAAAACAUGGCAUCCUGGAACGGUCUUUGACAAGAAUAUUGAAAGCACCAUUGAGAAAACAUGCACAGGAGCUGUUGAAGCUUCUUCUGUGAGCUCGAAGACGUUUUUGCAGGUUGAAAAUAACAUUGGCGGGGUCAGGCCCACCGGCUUGUAUGGUUCAGGAAAGGUUAGCGUGGAUGUUUCAAAAGGACAAAACGGUGGUUUUGGAACUUUGCCUUCAAAGAGGAAAUUUGGAAUUGAGAACAAGGCAAAUGAAGAGGUCAAAGUGUCAAAGUCAAAUCCAGAUGAGGUAAUUAUACUGUUGGAUGACGAUGAGUCUGAUGAUGAAAGAUUGGAACUUGAAGAUGCUGCGGAUAGGGUUUCAGAAACGCCUUUUAAGGGACCUGAUAUAUCAAUGAAUCUGAAGACAUGUCCAGAUAUUAUUGUGUUAGAUGAUGAUGACUCAGAUGAUGACUCAGAUGAUGACUCAGAAACUGGAGAGGUUAGGGAAAUGGAAGUUGAAAGGAUGAAUAUGAUAAGUGAACAGCAGGAGAAAUUCAUGAGUUUGAAACCGGGCUUUCUCAACAUUUAGCUGUGUGAUUAGCUUUUGUAGUAGAGUGUUUCAAUGCAUCGUGUCUGUCCCUUAUUUUGUAUUUCCCUAUGUAUGAGAUACAAUGUCUUUUGACUUGUAUGUUAAUGUACUCAGUGGCUGAUGUAGGAUCCAAAUUUGGGGGUGUCAAAAUUAAUGGGUUUUUAAAUCCAAAUUAAAAAUAAGUAAAAAUAAGGUGUGAGAGAGGUUUAAAC